AUGGUAAUGUUGAAAUUUUCAAAGUACGCCUUACGGCUAUUUUUCGAUAAAUUCGACAUUAGAAGCCUUGCACUGAUUGUCAGCUUCCUUCUGUUACUGAUUUUUCAGGUCAUGGCCUCUACGUCAAAUUCUCCUCCUAGUCCCGCGGAACAGCUCGAUUUAGGAACGCUCUCAGCAUAUGAAGAUGCCCUAGAUGAAAGCGAAUCUGAGCUGAGGAGGUUAUGCGAAGUGGCUGCCGAGCACUUGACGAGGGAACGACCUCGUCCACAAGCCAUAAUUCUUCCUCCACUCUUACGUUCUGCAUCUUCGACAACGAAGAACAAGAGAUCAAGUAGUAGCGAUCACUCAAGCAUAGAAAAAGUUACAGAAGAUAGUUCAGGUCAAUUAGGCAUUCGAAGUCGCAGAUCGGCUAAUACUAGGGUGGAACGAACCAAAAGAAACGGGCAGAAGAGCAGCAGUGAACACUCAGAAUCUCCUGACGACUGGAGGGCUGUGAAUUAUACAUUCCAGGAAAUCACACAUUAUCCGGUGCUAAUCCAGAUAAAUCAACAAAUGCAGAUGCUAAGUCGUCAACUGUACGACAUUGAGUCUACGAACUCACUGCAGUUGAAGAUUAUCGCGCAGUUGCUGAACAAAUUGAUCAAGGCCCGUCAACGGCCGUUCUUCACAUUUACUCGCCUUCUUAAAUUUAUUCCUAUUAUAUUGUUCAUAAUUGUCUGGCCGAUCUUCGCUCGUUCAUUGUACACAUUUAUCGCAAGGAGACGACGAGGCAUGGCGAUGAACAUAUUGCGAUAUCUAUGAUAAAGUGUUGAAUAAAUUAUUGCACU
This is a messenger RNA of Cylicocyclus nassatus, 827 nucleotides long. NCBI's taxonomy places the organism in Eukaryota, Metazoa, Nematoda, Chromadorea, Rhabditida, Strongylidae. The record is from the annotation of a GenBank genome assembly.